AUGGGGAAGGGAAACAAAUCAAGAAAUAACAACAAUAAUAACAACAAGCAACAUGAUAGACUUGUGAAACAGUCAUUGCGGCGACGUGCAGAUCGCAUGAAGCAUGGUGAUGCUAAAUGGAAACAAUCAUUCAAAGCAUUCAUGGAUCAACUGGAACCACAGGGAUUCACUAUAAAGGAUGUGGCAGGUGAUGGUAAUUGUUUGUUUAGAUCCAUUGCCGAUCAGAUGGAGGACAAUCCAGAGCAACAUAUGAAGUACCGCCAAAACAUUGUAAACUUUAUCGAGAAGAACAAAGAGAUGUACGCGCCAUUCAUCGAUGACGAGGAGUUUGAGACGUUCGAGGACUACAUCGUGGAGAUGCGCAAGAAUGGCAGCUGGGGCGGCAACGUCGAGAUACAAGUCUGUUCGCUCAUCUACCAGAUCAACAUCACCAUUCACCAGGUGAACCAGCCGCGCUGGGAGAUCAUCAACUAUGUGGGCGACAAGUACAAGACCAUCCAUCUGUCAUAUCACAAUGAUGAACAUUAUAAUAGUGUGCGACCAGUUGGUGUGGCGCGCAUGGCUGACGUGGGCAACAAUGGCAAUGCCCCCGCAGCAAUCGUGCCAAACAUGAGCGCAACUGGCAACACUGUAAAUAGCAAGAACAACACAUAUAUUGAUGAUGAGGUAUUCCAAAUCAUGGAGGCAACUGGCUGCACCAGUGUAAAGAUGGUCAAAGAGGCAUUGGAAGAUUGUGGUGGUGAUCCAGAUGCUGCAAUCGAUUAUCUUAUAAUAUUACAAUCACAGAUUAAUGAUACUGAUGAUGGUACAUCAACAACUUCAACAACUUCAACAACAUCCACGACAUCGACUACAUCAACUACAUCAACUUCAUCAACAACCAAAGUUUCAAAGAACCCUUAUAAGGGUAUAAAGAAGAAGGAACAGGAAGAUUAUUCAAGUGAGAAGGAAGUGGAUACAAGAAAUAUGAGCAACAAACAAAGGAAACAGUUGAUGAAGGAGGAAAAGAAUGCAUCCGAUGCCAAAAAGAGACAGAACCACAACAUCAAUCGUAAUGACAUUGUCGAUGACACCAAACUGGAUUUAGGAUCACUUCAUCUGUAA
Molecule: messenger RNA, 1104 nt
Organism: Acytostelium subglobosum LB1
Lineage: Eukaryota; Evosea; Eumycetozoa; Acytosteliales; Acytosteliaceae
Exons: 2
Coding region: 1-1104 (367 amino acids)
Biological process (GO): protein deubiquitination
Molecular function (GO): protein binding; cysteine-type deubiquitinase activity
Source: RefSeq, a predicted model, not a curated record